Tinamus guttatus (white-throated tinamou) is the source of this 1497-nucleotide messenger RNA. The record is from RefSeq and is a predicted model, not a curated record. Lineage: Eukaryota; Metazoa; Chordata; Aves; Tinamiformes; Tinamidae.
AUGGAAGUAUUAAACAAAAAUUGCAUGUUCUUCUCUUUAGGCAAGCUCUUUAAAUUUGAUCUUUGUCUAUAUUUUCAGGUGACUGAGCUGAAUGAGCCUCUCUCGAAUGAGGAUAGAAACCUGCUGUCUGUAGCCUACAAGAAUGUAGUUGGAGCUAGAAGAUCUUCUUGGCGUGUCAUCAGCAGCAUAGAGCAGAAGACUAUGGCAGAUGGGAAUGAGAAGAAAUUGGAAAAGGUCAAAGCCUAUAGGGAGAAGAUAGAGAAGGAGCUCGAGACCGUCUGCAAUGAUGUUUUGGCCCUCCUAGAUAAGUACUUGAUCAAGAACUGCAAUGACUUCCAGUAUGAGAGCAAGGUCUUCUAUCUGAAAAUGAAAGGAGAUUACUACCGCUACUUGGCAGAAGUUGCUGCUGGAGAGAAGAAGAACAGUGUUGUGGAAGCCUCAGAAGCUGCCUACAAAGAGGCUUUUGAAAUCAGCAAAGAGCACAUGCAGCCCACUCACCCCAUCCGGCUGGGGCUGGCCCUCAAUUUCUCCGUGUUCUACUACGAAAUCCAGAAUGCUCCUGAGCAGGCCUGCCUUUUAGCCAAACAAGCCUUUGAUGAUGCCAUAGCAGAGCUGGACACUCUAAACGAGGAUUCCUACAAGGACUCCACUCUCAUCAUGCAGUUACUGCGAGAUAACCUCACUCUGUGGACGAGUGACCAGCAAGAUGAAGAAGCAGGAGAGGGCAAUAAUUAAAAAGCUUUCCUCUGAUCCCUCUUUCAUCCACUUCACCAUCCCCAUCAUCACCAAUAUUUCCUUGCCACAGUCACACUAAAUAUCUAGUGCUAAGCAUAUCUGUAUUGUACAGCUGUUCAGAUCUGCUGUCCACUUUGUCAGGAAGCAGCUUCAGAUAAGUCUUCAUGGGCACUGAUGGAUUGAUUGGUUUCUUUGCCCUAUUUAUCUUAGUUGCACUUGAACAGUGCAGAAGGAUGCAUAUUAAAUGAGGCAUUUUUAGUUUGAUGAUUAUAAAAUAUGGAAAGAAUAAUGAAUAGUGAUUGAAGAUAAUUAGAUUCCAGUUUAAAAAAAAUCCAUUUAAAAUGAGCUGGCAGUUUUGUUGAGCAGUACAUUCUGUGCAUGCAAAGUAAAUUAGCCACCCCAAAGUUUUUUUCGGUCGAUGAAAACAGUAAAGCUGAUGUGAAGUGAUGACCGUAUUCAUCAGUUUACAAUAAACUGUUUGAAAUGUGAGGUUUCAGUAGCAGUUUGUUUUUUUGCCUAACUUAUGUGCACAAUUUCCUUUAAUGCGGUGCAUCUACCUAAGAGUUUUGAUACUUGUAACAUUUGCAGUUGUUUUGAAGAAUCAUGAAUUUAUUUUUUGUAAACUCCUUGCUGUUUAGUUGUCUGUGUAUUCUGACAACACUUAUGUCAAUGUUAGCCCAUGACUGAAAUGCCAGACUUCUAAAUUAAAUGUUUUGGAAUUAAAUGAAUAAAAUAAAUGCUGCUUCGGGGAUACUAUCUCUA